AAAGGAUGGGACGGAAUUGGUACAAAAGACCACUUAAUCAUUCACGAGACAGAAAGGAAGAGAUCUUUUGUGGCCAUACAGGCUAUGUGACCUCUAAGGAAGGGGAAACUCAACCCUCAUAAUAUAUUCUUUCUCCUCAUCUCUCUAUAGUUCUCAUCUCUUCUUUGUGUCUUUGGCUUUUGUGCUCAUGGAAGACAGUACCACUGCAGCAGCUGCAAGGCCACCUGGUUUCAGUGGCUCUGCAGAAAACCUUGCUCAUAAGGACCCUUAUUUUCAUUCUCAAUCCCCAACCCACCACCAUGACAUCCUUUCCUCUAAUUCCAUCAUUUUGAUCAUUGUAUCCAUCAUCUCUAUCUGCAUAGUUUUCGCAAUAUUUCUAGUUAUUGUAAUGCUGCGUAGAAUCAAAUCCGCCAGAAAAAAUGACAGCUGCAAUGAGAAGAACAAUAGCAGCAGGUUCAUUGCUCAUACCGCUACAGACUUCAGUUAUAGCCCAGAUGUGAGGGAACGGUGUCUUAACGGAGGAAACCUGCUGCUCUCAACUCCAAGCAGAUACAGAGGAGUCCAAGUCUUGACAUACAAGGAGCUGGAAUUGGCCACAGAUAACUUCAGUGAGGUAAAUGUGAUAGGAAAUGGAGGGUUUGGUGUGGUGUACAGAGGAGUCUUGGCUGAUGGGACCGUGGCAGCAAUUAAGAGGCUGCAAAGAGAUAGAAAGCAAGGGGAGCGAGCAUUUAGGAUGGAGGUGGACCUGCUAAGCCGCUUGCACUCUCCAUACUUAGUGCAGCUGCUUGGCUAUUGUGCGGACCAGCAGCAUAGGCUAUUGAUAUUUGAAUUCAUGCCUAAUGGUACCCUCCAGCAACAUCUCCACAGCCCCAAGGGCCAAUACCAACCAUUGGAUUGGGGGAUCCGAUUAAGGAUAGCCCUUGAUUGUGCUAGAGCCCUUGAGUUCCUCCAUGAUCAUUCCAUCCCCACUGUAAUCCACCGUGAUUUCAAGUGCACUAAUAUUCUACUGGAUCAAAACUUCCGUGCCAAGGUGUCUGAUUUUGGAUUGGCCAAGAUAGGGUCAGAGAAGAUCAAUGGUCAGAUUUUGACGCGGGUGUUGGGGACCACAGGAUAUCUGGCCCCAGAAUAUGCUUCGACAGGCAAGCUUACUACAAAAUCAGAUGUAUACAGCUAUGGUGUAGUUCUCUUACAACUGUUAACAGGCCGUGUACCAGUUGAUACGAAGAGGCCUUCUGGAGAACAUGUUCUUGUUUCAUGGGCUCUUCCAAGGCUAACUAACAGAGAUAAGGUAGUUGAAAUGGUUGAUCCGGUAUUAGAAGGCCAGUAUUCAAAGAAAGACCUAAUUCAGAUAGCCGCCAUUGCUGCCAUGUGCGUGCAACCUGAAGCCGACUAUCGGCCUUUAAUGGUGGAUGUUGUACAGUCACUUGUUCCCGUGGUUAAAAGCUACAAUUCCAUUAGUUGCCCUGCUUCCUCUAGAUUUCAGCCUCAAACAUCAAGUCCCAGUUUCUCUACAAGGUAUGGAAUCAAGAGCUUCGGUCACAAGGCAGACAAGGACUAUUCUAUUGGAAUGUAACCCAUGAUUGUGUUCACAGACCAGCUUCUUUAGUAAUGUAGAUGCUUUAGCACUGUGAUUCUGAUGUAAUAAGAUUUUUAUUUUUACUUUUUUGGUAGAAUUGAUUAUGCUGAAAGAUGACAUUAAUAAAGCAAAAAAAGUUUU
Molecule: messenger RNA, 1717 nt
Organism: Rubroshorea leprosula
Lineage: Eukaryota; Viridiplantae; Streptophyta; Magnoliopsida; Malvales; Dipterocarpaceae
Source: the annotation of a GenBank genome assembly